CAUUUCCUCGCUUCGCGGAGCCAGUUAACGUCACUGACAUUGGCACACACAGGCAGAGCGACGUGCGGCAAGAGCACCAAGGAAGAAAUAAGAGAAAUACCUCAAAUCCAUAAAUGUGAUCAACGUAAUCCAGUUUAGUUUCAAACAACUUGAAUUUCAUAAGGAAUUGUGCAACUUGACUAACUAUUCGUAGUUCGGAAUUUAUAUUAACUUUGAAACCAAGGUGUGCAUGUGAAAGAUGCUGGCCCACUCCUCCCUCCUGCUGUUGCUGUGCCUGGCUCGCCUGCCCUCCCCCACCUCCGCCCUGCCCUUCGAGCAGAGGGGGUUCUGGGACUUUGCCAUGGACAGCAUGGACGGCGGCGGGAUGAUGACGAUGAUGAGGGAUGAGGAGGAAGGUUCGGCCAUGGAGGAGCUGCCCCCGCCUGAACUCCCAGUCUGCCCCUUCGGCUGCCAGUGUCAGCUCAAAGUGGUCCAAUGCUCCGACCUGGGUCUCACAGAGGUGCCUAAGAACAUCCCCUCUGACACCAAACUCCUGGACCUGCAGAACAACCGCAUCACUGAGCUGAAAGAGAAUGACUUCAAAGGCCUGGCCAACCUCUAUGCCUUGUCCCUGGUCAACAACAAGAUCUCCAAGGUCCACCCCAAAGCCUUCUCCCCCCUCAAGCACAUACAGAAGCUCUACUUCUCCCGGAACUUGCUGACAGGGGUACCCAAGAACCUGCCCCCCUCCCUGGUGGAGCUCCGCAUCCAUGAUAACCGCAUCAAGAAGGUGGCAGAGGGGGCCUUCUCAGGCUUGGGCAGCAUGAACUGCAUAGAGAUGGGUGGAAACCCCAUCCAGAACAGUGGAUUUGAACCUGGCGCCUUCAAGGGACUGAAACUCAACUAUCUUCGUAUCUCAGAUGCCAAGCUUACUGGGGUUCCUAAAGACCUUCCAGACAGUCUCCAUGAGCUUCAUCUGGACCACAACCAGAUCCAGGCUAUCGAGCUGGAGGACCUGAGCCGCUACAAACACGUGUACAGGUUGGGCCUGGGCUUCAACCACAUCCGUAUGAUAGAGAACGGCAGCCUGGCGUACAUUCCCCGUCUGAGAGAGCUGCACCUGGAGAACAACCGACUCACUCGUGUGCCCAAGGGUCUGCCUGACAUGAAGUACCUACAGGUGGUGUAUCUCCAUUCUAACAACAUCAGUCAGGUGGAGGUGGACGACUUCUGUCCCCGAGGCUUUGGGAUGAAGAGAACGUUCUACAACGGCAUCAGCCUCUUUGCCAACCCUGUGCAAUACUGGGAGGUCCAGCCCGCAGCCUUCCGCUGCGUCAGCGACCGCUUGGCCAUCCAGUUUGGCAACUACAAGAAGUAAAGAGAGCCAGAGAGCCAGGGAGACAGAGGAGAGGAAGGGAUGAGGAAAAAGGGAAGAAGGGGAGAGGAGAGAAGAGAGAGGAGAAAGGGAGUGGUUGACAUGAUUGAUGUUGUGAGGGGAGGAGAGAGAGAGACGGGGGGCAGGAGGUAUUGGUUAAGGAAGAAAAUGAUUCAUAAAAUUGACAUGUAUUUGAUUCUUUUUAUAUUUUCGGGAGAAAGAGAGGGGGAGAAAACAAGCAAAAUUGAGCAUGCAGUGAAAAUGUUAACCUUAACAAAGGAACCUUGAGUGUGAAAGAUUUCUGUUGUUUUGAGUCCGACACCGCUGAUUGGACCAUAAAAUAUAAAAGAGUAUUUGUUGUCAGGGACAAAACACAGAUCUAUGUUUUUUUGUGGUUUGGAUUUUCCGGAGAAUGGUGCUUUUCCCUUUUGUGAGAUUAUAAAGAACAGACAUAAAGUAUGCAGGUAUUGAACAUUUGUGAAACAUUUCAUUCCACUUUUAUACAAUAGGUUUUAAUGUUUUAGUAGUUAUUAUUGUAAAUCAUCAUUUUAGUGAAGAUUAUAUACAUGCAAGCAAUAGAUACGUUAUAUACAGUUUUUAUCUAAACACACUUCUUGUGUUGAUUUUCGUAGUUGCAUUCCAUCCUUUACCUUUGUAAAUGCUGAAGCUACAGUGAAUGACAUUUCCAGGCUUCUAAUCAUGGUCAGUUUCAAAGAAUUUUGUUAAAUCUGCAAUUGUAUAAUUGGUCUCCCACAUGAGGAACUAGGUGGUAUUGACCCAGAUCUUUAACAUCCAAAGUCUGUCAGUUUUCCAGUAAUUACUUGGUCUUUGGCACAGGAAACUGUAUCAUCCACCUUCCUGUGUGGACGUUGAUUUGUGUCAUCAAGCCCAGCACAUGGUAUUAUACUGCACCUUUAUAAAGGAAUCAACUUGACCUGCAGGACUUGACCAGUAACCACAUGGACACAGAGUGAGCAGUUCCUUCCUGUGCUUUGGGGCCAACAGGACUCUGACUCUCUUGGUUAAACACAUAUCAUCGCUCCUGUCAACAA
This is a messenger RNA of Osmerus eperlanus (European smelt), 2406 nucleotides long. It is a transcript of the gene bgnb, whose product is annotated as biglycan b. The transcript is spliced from 8 exons. NCBI's taxonomy places the organism in Eukaryota, Metazoa, Chordata, Actinopteri, Osmeriformes, Osmeridae. Gene Ontology annotation, molecular function: protein binding. Bases 239 to 1357 code for a protein of 372 amino acids. The record is from RefSeq and is a predicted model, not a curated record.